Molecule: messenger RNA, 547 nt
Organism: Aedes albopictus (Asian tiger mosquito)
Lineage: Eukaryota; Metazoa; Arthropoda; Insecta; Diptera; Culicidae
Product: protein LTO1 homolog
Exons: 2
Coding region: 122-547 (141 amino acids)
Source: RefSeq, a predicted model, not a curated record
UAUAUGGAGUUUAAUAACCCAAGUCUAGCAAAAGUGUUUUAAAAUUUUCAUGUAAAUGAUCUUGUAGAUACUUCAAGUGCUCACGCGUUUAAUAGAAGAGUUUUCCUGUCAGACUUCUAUUAUGAUUAAUGAACCCACCCCCGGCACCGAGGUUGACAUCAACGACGUGUUCGAUGAUCUGCUGCUAGUAGAGGAACGUCUAUCGGACGAGAGUUAUCAGCGAGGGUUGGAAGCCGGUGCCAAACAGGGGAACGUGGACGCCUAUCACUUUGGGUACCACCGGGGAGCGGAGAUUGGUGCAGAGCUGGGAUUUUACUACGGUGUUGUUUGCGCUCAGGAGGGGUGUUUCGUUGAGGGAGCAGAACCAAGCAAGGCGGAAGUUUUGCUGAAAGAGCUGAAGAAGGAGAUUGAGGAAUUCCCGACCUACAACGAUCUGGAAGUGGAUCUGCUGGAACGGCUGCUAAAGCUGCGGAACAAGUACAAGAAGUUGUGUGUGCUGUUGAAGAUUUCCGCCAAGUACACGAAACCGAAUGAGCUUUCGUUUUAA